UAAAGGAGUGAAGCAAAAGGAAGCGGAAAACAAAACAAAACAAAGCCCAGAUUCCUCUCCGAACAGCGCCUAUGCUUUUUAUUGCAUCCCCCCUCCCUCCUUCUCUCUCCUCUUCUCAUGUUUGUUAUUGCUGUUGUUCUCCUCUCUAUCUCUUCUGUCUCUCUCUCCAAGAAGAUAUGCCCCAUCCCUCAAGGAAAUUGAGACACUGGCCCCUUUAAGAUUGACCUGAGAUUUCCACACAAAGACAGAGCGCAAGAGGAGAGAGCCUGGCAAGGAAGAGCAGCAAGCAUUUGUUGCAGCUAGCAAGAGCUAGCUCUCAUCUCUCCCGUCCCUCUUUCUUCUUCUUCUUCUUCUUCUUCUUCUUCCUCUCUCUCUCUAGCAGUGAUGAACAGAGGAGGAUUCCAGACCUCCCUGGUCCAGCAGAUGAUCUGGAGUGGUACAGGCAGUGGCGGCAAUACCACUAGCAGCAGCAAUAUCAUGAGCAGCUUGAAGCCUUGCCAUGAGGAUCAAGAGGCCUCCCCCAACCUGCCCUCCUUGUCUUCUCCAUCGGUGCUCUUCUCCCAGCAGUUUCCACACACCUCUUCGGGACAGCUAGCUCAUAUGAACGGCGCAGCUGGUUCUCUUCCAAGUAUGCACGAUGGCGGCGGCCAGGAGAACCACAUGCCAGAAUCAUGGAGCCAGAUGCUUCUAGGGGGAUUAGUUGGGGAUCAUGAGCGAUACAGCGCCACCGCAGCCCUCCUGUCAAAGGGGCUAGAGAGUUGGGGGGAUCAGGCUGCGUGUAUGGCUGCUUUGAAGGAGGAGGGCUCCGCCAUGCCUCAGCCUGCUUACAACUUCUAUGGGAGCCACCUUGCCGGCGGUGACCAUGAGAUGCCGGCGGCAGGAGGAGCCAAGUCUCAGCUGAGCCAGAUGCUCCUGCAGGCCUCCUCUCCUAGGUCGUGCAUCACCACCAGCCUCGGCAGCAACAUGCUCGACUUCUCAAACACCGCGCCGGCGCCGGAGAUGAGGAGCCACCAUCACCAUUCUGAUAACUCAUCCGAGUGCAACAGCACUGCAACAGGUUCAGCCAUCAAGAAGCCUAGGGUUCAGGCCUCCUCUUCAGCACAAUCUACUCUAAAGGUGAGGAAAGAGAGGCUGGGGGAUAGAAUAACUGCACUUCACCAGAUCGUUUCCCCGUUUGGCAAGACUGACACGGCGUCUGUACUGCAAGAGACCAUUGGCUAUAUCAGAUUCCUCCUGAGUCAAAUUGAGGCUCUCAGCUACCCCUACAUGGGCCACGGCAACGGGACCUCCAUGCAAAAUGGACCGAUGGGAGAAAGGAACCCUGGGCUCUUCCCAGAAUACCCCGGCCAGUUGCUAAACCAUAAUAGCAACACUGGAGCACAGCAGCCUGCAGUCCAGCCUGAUGAGCAGCAGGGUGCGAGUGAGGAGGCCAAGAAGGACCUGAGGAGCCGGGGGCUGUGCCUCGUCCCGGUAUCGUGCACAUCGCACUUUGGAGGGGACAACGCCGCCGACUACUGGGCCCCGGCGCCGCUCGGCGGGAUCCUCCGCUAGAGCAUUCGCCGCCAUUGACGACGCUUUCAUGGCCUAGAGAUCGAUUUGGCGAGCUGUUUCUUUGCAAGUAUAUGUUCAUGAGGCUACAGGGUAGAGAGAGGUCUCUAAGAAAAGAGAAGGGGGUGCAGGGUUGCUGGGGAACAUAACAUCAUGAGCAGUCAUUCUGGUAAGGGAAGAAGCUACACCUGUAAGGCUGAUUGCUCUUGAUGCUAUGCGAGUAGUAUAACCUUUUGGGCUGGGGGGCGAAAGCUUCGUCAUCUGUAUCUGCUGCAAGGAGGGGCUUCAAGAAGAAGAUCUAGUUCUUCUCUGGUCCCUUGCAAAUUUGUUUCGUUGAUCAUGUAUAUGUGAAAUCUCUAGCAAGUUAGUGGACUUUACUAGCUCAUAUGUACUGUGCAUGCUCGUCGUAUGAGGCAGGAGAGCAGGUGCAGGGGUGCCGUUUUCUUUGAUUUAUGGUGUACCUAGGAAAGUUCAUAUCACAUAUGUAUAUGACAAGUAAAAUUGUAUCUGCUGUUAACUGAGUUCAGUCAGCAAUGUUGAUUGCAUUUCGAUGUUGCUGGGUCA
Molecule: messenger RNA, 2112 nt
Organism: Setaria italica (foxtail millet)
Lineage: Eukaryota; Viridiplantae; Streptophyta; Magnoliopsida; Poales; Poaceae
Product: transcription factor bHLH68
Exons: 9
Coding region: 385-1551 (388 amino acids)
Biological process (GO): regulation of transcription by RNA polymerase II
Cellular component (GO): nucleus
Molecular function (GO): DNA-binding transcription factor activity, RNA polymerase II-specific; RNA polymerase II cis-regulatory region sequence-specific DNA binding; protein dimerization activity
Source: RefSeq, a predicted model, not a curated record